AAGCUCUUCUUCUUCAGAUCUGGAGUUCUUGCUUGAUCUGCUUCCUCUUCUCUCCGGCGAUGGCGAUCCAAUCUCCAGGAGAUCUGAGUACCCUUUCACUUUUGAUUGUUACUUGUCUUGUCAUUUGUCGCUGUUGUUUCUCUGUUUCACCGGUUAAUCAUCCGGACCCUUCUUCUGCAUUCGAUGAAUUAAUGAGUUCAUACCGAGCCUGUUUGGAUAGGGUAACAGAACUAGACCAGAUAAUUUUAGACUUGAAUAUUCAUCUAGAACAUCUAGAACAACUCAAAAUGAUGGAUACGACGCCGAGUAUAUCUGAGACAUCUAGGGAAAAUCAAACUAAUCCCCAACCAAGGGGAAGCAGUAGCAGAGCCCAACUCGGAGAAAGCAGUAGCAGAGCCCAACCCGGGGAAAGCAGUGGACUGAUCGCCUAUCCGCAGGGUUCUAAGAAAACUCAACUAUGCAUUCAUUUUGAGAAGAAGAAGCAAUGCCGCUUUGGAAGCGAUUGCAAUUUCGCUCAUGGCCCGCGUGAACUACAUCCCAUUAUUCGUCAUCCUUUGUACCGGACCAAACCCUGCAUGCAAUUCCAUUCCGAAGGAUUCUGUUCAUUUGGGGCGACAGGUGUCAUUUUUUUCAUUAGUACCUUAAUUUCGCUAUGCUCUUUCUUCAAAGUGAAUAAGUCAGACUCGUAGAACUGAUACCAGAUUAUAACUCUGGUUUUUACUCUGCUGUUUUUUACAUUUUCAAAAUGAUGUUGCUGUAUUUUUCAUAUUCCUUAUCGGGUAAGUAAGUGGUAUUUUUACAUUUAGAAUUCA
This is a messenger RNA of Zingiber officinale, 812 nucleotides long. RefSeq names its product zinc finger CCCH domain-containing protein 9-like. Gene Ontology annotation, molecular function: mRNA binding; metal ion binding. The record is from RefSeq and is a predicted model, not a curated record. The transcript has 2 exons. Bases 60 to 689 code for a protein of 209 amino acids. Lineage: Eukaryota; Viridiplantae; Streptophyta; Magnoliopsida; Zingiberales; Zingiberaceae.